Molecule: messenger RNA, 3199 nt
Organism: Cephus cinctus (wheat stem sawfly)
Lineage: Eukaryota; Metazoa; Arthropoda; Insecta; Hymenoptera; Cephidae
Product: protein Wnt-2
Exons: 9
Coding region: 1198-2421 (407 amino acids)
Biological process (GO): canonical Wnt signaling pathway; multicellular organism development; positive regulation of JNK cascade
Cellular component (GO): extracellular region
Molecular function (GO): frizzled binding; cytokine activity
Source: RefSeq, a predicted model, not a curated record
GUGAGGCCAGUCCAUCGCGGGACCUCCUCUCGUCCGAACGCGCUUACUUUCUGCCCGCUCGUUUAAAUCACCAUGUGGUGCUAGCCCGCUCGUUUGAAUCCCCCAUGUGUUGCUCUAGGUGGUGUUAUAACACACGCAGACCAGGUAGGAACUGCACCACGUCAGGAGUCCGGCUUUCCAGGACACGAGUUCGGGACUUGUACUCGCGUGCAUAAUAGAUCAUCGCCUGAGCGCAUGACUGAUUAUACCAAUAAAACUAGGGGAAACGUGCCAGUCUUGAUAGCGAGACGUCAUCCGGACAAGCCGAAUCGAUGAUUCCGUAUACCGCGAUCGUCGGCAACGUGUACCAGGACGACAAUCUUUUCUGGAAAGAUUGCGAUCGUUAUUCAAAGAUUCAUCUCCUCGAUGAUGAGGAAUUACGAUAACUUGCUGAACUCCAUUAAAGGAUGUGGUUUGAGAUCAUUUUAUUGAGAUUGUCCUGGCAGAUGGAAAUGUGGUUAAUUUGGUACCUUAGGGCAACAUUAACAUGAUAGUUGGAACUGUUUUUUGUGGUGCUUGUUUCAUGCAUUUGGUGCGCGACUGAUGGUUAAGCAUUGUUUUUGUGGCUGAUGAUUAUCUUUUUUUAUUCAAUUUUGAGGUUCGAUACGUUAGUGACAUUAACGUUAUAGAGUGAUUGUUCUCUGAUGAGCGAAACAAGAGAAUGUGUGACGUAAGUGAUUUGUGAUGUGAUAAGUGAUCAAGAUUCACGAUUGAAAGUGCUAAUUCUGGUAAUUGUUAAGUUCCAUGUGGUUUCGAUAGAUAAAACUUUAACGACUUGAAGGAGCCGCUUGACUCGCACCUAAGACGAAUCCUUGAUGACUGAUAUCUUUACACCACGUAAAAGAAUCAAGGAGCCGCAGCCUUUAGACGACCUGGACAAGUCAAAAGUGGAAUAGUGGAUGGUUCGAGAUUUCUCUAGAAAAGUUAUUACGGUUGUGUAAAAACGGACGAUGAACUUGCAUCGCUGUGCCAGAUCCUGAUGACCCAGUAGGAACUCUCGUGAGAAUAUGGAUCCUUUAUAGCAGAUGAUCCCUAAGGGAAACGUCAUCCUGUCAUCGAGGAAGAUCCAGGAAUUAUCAUCGAUAUCUAACCAACCUGGUUAACCUCAUCAAGGACAGUUUGAUGAAAUCAGUAAUCAAGGUGAUUGUGAUGUAAGAGAUGCGUCGUGGUGACUUCGCGGUGACCGCGAUAGCCCUCCUUAUUCUUGGGCAGAUCCAGAGUCCCCAACAAGUCAGGGUGGUUGGAGCGGUGGUCGUUGGCGCUGCUGUCUGUGGUCGCAUCCCAGGAUUGGCCAAGGGCCAGAGGGAACAGUGCAGGAAAGCGCCGCACGCGAUGCCAGCCGUCGGCGAAGGCGCUGAAAUGGGUCUUCGGGAAUGCAGGCAUCAAUUCAGGCAUCAUCGGUGGAAUUGUUCCCACGUGGCCAAUGAUCAGGUCUUUGGUCAUGUUGUGGUUGUAGGAAGUAGGGAGGCUGCUUUCACAUAUGCCAUAAGCUCCGCCGGUGUUACGUAUGCUGUUACAGCAGCUUGCAGUCGUGGAAAUAUCACUGCUUGCGGUUGCGAACCUGCUGUGAGAACGAGAAAGGAUGUUCCUCCUAAUGGCUGGGAAUGGGGAGGCUGCAGCGCUGACGUCACCUAUGGGAUGAGGUUCGCGCGUAGGUUUCUGGAUGCAAGGGAAAUCGAGGGUGACGCGCGAAGCCUGAUGAAUCUUCACAACAAUAAAGCUGGCAGAAAGAUCGUCAAAGCCUUACUUCACACUGAGUGCAAGUGUCAUGGAGUUUCUGGUUCCUGCACAGUCAAGACCUGCUGGCGAACCCUGCCAAGUUUUCGUCAAAUUGGCGAUGCACUUAUGAAAAAAUACUACAGGGCAAGGCCGAUUAUAGCCAUUACGCCGCCUCCUCCACCUACGGUCCAGAGCUCAGAGAUGCUGGUACACUCCUCGUCCGCGGAGGUCAUGCCAAUUUUAGGAAAUGACGCAAAGACUCAGGGUAAAACUAACGAGCCAACGAAAUCGCGAAGUGAUCGAAGACCUUCGAAGAAGUCGAGUAAGCCUAGAAGGCCGCACUUGGUUCUGAAAAGGACCAAGGUCAGUGGUGGACCAGGAAUGGUCCAGAAGAGGAUCCCCAAAAGGAGCGAACUGGUUUUUCUACAACCCUCUCCCAAUUACUGCGAGCCCGAUUUGGCUCAGGGCAGCCUUGGCACGCAGGGAAGAUCUUGCAAUCGUACUAGCAGAGGAACAGACGGAUGCGAUCUCAUGUGUUGUGGCAGGGGAUACAACACCCAUCAAUUUACAAGAACGUGGCAGUGCAGAUGUAAAUUUCACUGGUGCUGUAAUGUCUCCUGUGACAUUUGUACUGAACGCUCGGAAGAAUACACGUGCAAGUAAAAACGUUAGCAUAAGCCGAAGGUUACAAUUGAUUAGUAAUACGUGACAUUUACGAAUGGAAAAUUAUUAAAAAUAUAGUACCCUCGUUUUUUCGUACUGCUCACGAAGAAGGCACGAUUAACACCGACUUUGACCAUUUUUCUUUGUCAUUAUGAACACUAUGCGUCAGGUGUUCAAAAAUAAUGAAAAAAUGACAAAGAAAGUUUGAUUUCUAAUGCGUAUUCGAUGUUUUAGGUGACAUUAAAAUUCGCGCUCAAAACAAAAUUAAUGAGAUUUUUCACGACUUGAUAUGUUUCGCAAACAAUUACAUUAUAUGAUAUUCAGUGCAAGUUGAUCUUUGUGCGAUACUUCCAUUGCAUCUUUCAAUGUUACAUGCGUUAAUUAUAAUUUUAUAAAAAUUUAUCGGUCCGUUGCGAAUCAUUGUCGUAAACAUCUGUACGAUUGAUUCUAAUAUUUUAACUAUUCGAUGUACCGUACGGCUAUGUAUUUUAAAAAUGAAGACACUUUAAUCUGUGACCGUAGAUUAACAUGACAUUAGACUGUACAGUAAUAAUGUAAUGAUUUUAAUGACAUAUCCGUUUAAGGUUAGUGAUUAGUGAUUAGGCAUUGAUUAUUAUCGGUGACGAUAUUUCAAAUACUUUCUCUCACUCUCACCUCCCCAGUGUUUUAUAGGUGUACUACGUAAAUUAUUAUUUAUUAAAAGUCCAGAUAAAUUAUACUCAUAGAAGUAAAGAGAUGUAAGUUUUCUUCGCCGACUAAUAAACCAUAUUGUAAAGAA